Tetrahymena thermophila SB210 is the source of this 1449-nucleotide messenger RNA. RefSeq names its product transmembrane protein, putative. The transcript is spliced from 3 exons. The record is from RefSeq and is a predicted model, not a curated record. Lineage: Eukaryota; Ciliophora; Oligohymenophorea; Hymenostomatida; Tetrahymenidae.
AUGGAUCUUUAAUAAAGUAGUGCAAAUGAAAAGUAAGCUGAAUAACAAAUUAACUUUAAAAUUUGCAAAAUAGAUAACUCUGAGUUAAAUAUAUCGAAAAAAACAAAAGUGUGGUUCUUUUUGAGCUAUGCUGAUAUUUUUAGAUAUUUGCCGGUGCCUAAAACAAAUGAAGUAAGCACUUUACAGUCUUAAUCAGCCAGUAUAUUUGCAGUUUCGGCUCUACUAGGGUUAUUUAUCUAUGAAAUUAUUACCCUGUUACUGUUUAAUCAACCAAGAAUAACUUAACAUGACUAGCCUAUUGACAUUAAUUCUAUAUACGAUGCUCCAGACUUUGCUUUUGGCUUCUUUAUAGGCGAUAGCCUGCAAACAUUUUUUAAUGAUGAUACUUAUUUCGAAUACUAUAUCGCUUAGUAUUCUCAGUAGAAAGAUUAAAGUGGAACUUACCAAUCUGCUGAAAUUUAAUAGUAAAUUGCUAUGUGCAACCCAGAUUGGUUAAAUUUUUAGCUGUAAUUAAAUUGUCCAUCAAGUUCUUUAAAAAUAUAAAACUAAGAUAUUUAAAAUGAAUAAGUACUUUUUCCAACAGUAAAAAUUCUUUCAUGUAACGAAUAAAAACAAAAGGUUUUAGGAAAAUAAUGCAAAACUAGCCAAUAAGUAAGAAGCCUUUUCGCGUAAGGCAGGUUUCUUUUGUUCAUUAAAAAAUAAGGGUAGUAAAAUGUAAAAACAAAUGAGUAUUCAGACGAUUCUUAUGUUGUCUAUUAAUUCUUUGUAACAAUUAAAUACGAAAACAUAGGAGAAACAUUACUUGCUAGAAAAAUUUUGCAAUAAAAUCCAGAUUUCGCUCGUAGAUUUUCUCAAAAGAAAUCUGAAGAAUCAUAUUUCUAAAAUUUUUAUCAGCAUUUAAAUAAGGUUAAUGUUCAAUCUACUCCAAUAAAAAGACUGCUUAUGUAAGGUAGUUAAAUAAAUGACUCUUUAUUCUCAGAGUCAAUUGAUAUGCAAGAUUAGUAAACUAUAAAUUAAAGAAUUCUUGAAUAAUCUUUUAGCAGUUAAAAGUAAUAUUUCCAGUGGUCAUUAAAUUAAGUUUCUAACUAAAAAGUAAUAAAUUAGACAUAUAAAACAGUUCCUGAUUUAUUUUCUUUCUUAGGAGGUAUAUGGGAUCUUAUGUAUGGCGCUUUUGUAUUGCUGUGUGUAAAGAGAAAUGCAAAUAAAUUUUAUGCCUAAAAAAAAUCUUGGGGAAAUUUUGAUUUAUUCAUGAAAGAAAAAGCAAAAUAAAAAAGAAUAGAGGAAAUUAAUAAAAUCAAUAUUUAAUUAGAAUUAAUCCCUUCAGAAUUCAAGAAUUAGUAUAUAUAGACAAAUGAAAAUUAAAAAGGUAUUAAGUUCUAUGAUUUAAAAAAAAUAGUAAGUCAGUUUUAAAAAAAAAAUAUUAAUAAUAACAAUAAUAAAAUAUUAUGA